Zonotrichia albicollis (white-throated sparrow) is the source of this 739-nucleotide messenger RNA. Lineage: Eukaryota; Metazoa; Chordata; Aves; Passeriformes; Passerellidae. The record is from RefSeq and is a predicted model, not a curated record.
GUGGAAUACUGCCCCUGUGUGAUCGCCAACGACUGCUGGAACCUGCUGAUGGAGUUCAUGCAGAGCUUCAUGGGCAGCCACACGCCCGGCAUCCCGUCGGUGUUCGGCUCCAAGCACGACAGCGCCUACAGCCCCGGGGACACCAUGGUGCAGUACAUGGAGCUCUUCAACAAGAUCCGCAAGCAGCAGCAGGUGCCCGUGGCUGGCAUCAGGUGAUGGAAAUAUCAAAAUCUGCUGCCUCCCUUGGAUCCAUUGGUUCUGUGGUUUUGUGGACAGUGUUUGGACAGUGAGAGGAGAAAUUCCAGAAAAUUACAGACAUCUCUUGAAUUUCUAUUAUUUUUUUAUAUCCACGUCGGUGUUUUGUUGUAUUUCAUCCCAAUAAAAGGAUGGGUUUUGGGAGGAGGAGUUGUCCCUGCACAGUGAGGGUUGUGCUGUAAAUUUCCAAUCUUCUUUGGAUUUAAUAAAUUUAAUCAGCACAAGGCCCAGAAAGAGAUGGUUCAUGAGCCAUAAAAAAUGGCACAAUGUCCCCUAAGUGAGGUAAAAAUUCCAACAUGCUGAAUACACUGAAUUUUUUGCAGCUCUUAGCCCCAAGUUCAUGACUGUUCAGUGGUGAAAAUUCACUGUCCUGAACUGGGAGAACUUUAAGAAACAAACUGGGAUUUUUAGGGAUUGUUAUCCCUGUCCUGUUUCCCAUUACAAACCUUAAAGUUUAAAAUAAAAAAAUGCCUGUUAAUGAGCA